Molecule: messenger RNA, 753 nt
Organism: Sinocyclocheilus grahami
Lineage: Eukaryota; Metazoa; Chordata; Actinopteri; Cypriniformes; Cyprinidae
Product: GATA-binding factor 2-like
Exons: 2
Biological process (GO): cell fate commitment; positive regulation of transcription by RNA polymerase II; positive regulation of miRNA transcription
Cellular component (GO): nucleus
Molecular function (GO): DNA-binding transcription factor activity, RNA polymerase II-specific; RNA polymerase II cis-regulatory region sequence-specific DNA binding
Source: RefSeq, a predicted model, not a curated record
GUUCCUGAGCAUUGUUGAAAGCAAAGAAGCAGGACCUCUAUUUCUCCAAAAAUAAGGGCAUAUGCAAAAAGUGAAUAGGGCAUCACCAACUGAAGCAGUAAAGCUCACGACACAUAUUUUAAUAAUCUAAAGGACCAUAGUGGUGCUCCUGGGUCUGCUUUCAGUAGACAUCUAGAAAACUUCCCGAAACAUUUUGGAAGCGCGGACAAUUUAGACAUGGAGGUUGCGGCCGAUCAGUCUCGAUGGAUGGCCCAUCAUCAUGCGGUACUCAACGGCCAGCACCCAGAGUCCCAUCAUCACGGGCUUACACACAAUUACAUGGAGCCCAUGGCCCCUCUUCUGCCCCCGGACGAGGUGGAUGUGUUCUUGAAUCACUUGGACUCGCAGGGGAACCCUUACUACCCCAAUUCUCGGGCUAGAGUAUCAUACGGACAAGCACACGGUAAGAUGCUUCUUUACAUCAACAGGCCAAUGACCAUGAAAAAAGAGGGCAUCCAAACACGCAACCGAAAGAUGUCCAGCAAGUCCAAGAGGAGUAAACGAUCUGGCGAGUGUUUCGAGGAGCUCUCCAAGUGCAUGCAUGACAAGACCUCUCCGUUUGGCAGCGCCAGUGCUCUGGCAAGCCACAUGCCACACAUGGGCCACCUGCCACCGUUCAGCCAUUCUGGACACAUGCUGCCCACACCGACUCCCAUUCACCCCACAUUCAGCCACCCUCACCAUUCCAGCCGCUCUCCCGCCUGGGCCGAACCU